This is a messenger RNA of Pteropus alecto (black flying fox), 1388 nucleotides long. It is a transcript of the gene TRMT61A, whose product is annotated as tRNA methyltransferase 61A. NCBI's taxonomy places the organism in Eukaryota, Metazoa, Chordata, Mammalia, Chiroptera, Pteropodidae. The coding region runs from base 212 to 1297 and encodes 361 amino acids. Gene Ontology annotation, biological process: tRNA methylation. The record is from RefSeq and is a predicted model, not a curated record. The transcript is spliced from 4 exons. Gene Ontology annotation, cellular component: tRNA (m1A) methyltransferase complex; nucleus.
GACCCGCCCCCGCUUUGCACUGAUCCGGCCAGUGCUUCGUUUAAAGGCCCACUGCGCGUCCCCAGACUCUGCUUUUGGGGUCCUUGCCUCUCCUGCAUUCCCCCCGCCACCCGUCUUCCCAGAAGCCCACCUUGGGAAAGAAUGAGGAGAGGGGGUGCCGCGGAAUGGAACCUGGAAUGGAGGUCCCUGGCACACACAAGACAGCACCGUCAUGAGCUUCGUGGCUUACGAGGAGCUGAUUAAAGAGGGUGACACAGCCAUCCUGUCACUGGGCCAUGGCGCCAUGGUGGCAGUACGCGUGCAGCGUGGGGCGCAGACCCAAACCCGGCAUGGCGUCCUGCGGCACUCCGUAGACCUCAUCGGCCGCCCCUUCGGCUCCAAGGUGACGUGUGGCCGAGGCGGCUGGGUUUACGUGCUGCACCCCACCCCCGAGCUCUGGACGCUGAACCUGCCACACCGCACCCAGAUCCUCUACUCCACUGACAUUGCCCUGCUCACCAUGAUGCUGGAGCUUCGGCCUGGCUCUGUGGUCUGUGAAUCCGGCACUGGCAGCGGCUCUGUGUCCCAUGCCAUCAUCCGCACCAUCGCGCCCACGGGCCACCUACACACGGUGGAGUUUCACCAGCAGCGGGCGGAGAAGGCGCGGGACGAGUUCCAGGAGCACCGUGUGGGCCGCUGGGUGACCGUGCACAACCAGGACGUGUGCCGGAGCGGCUUCGGCGUGAGCCACGUGGCAGAUGCUGUCUUCCUGGACAUCCCGUCCCCUUGGGAGGCCGUGGGCCACGCCUGGGACGCCCUGAAGGUCGAAGGUGCAUCAGGUUCCUGGGAGGAGGGGCCCAGCUCUGGGUGGUCUGAAGCCCAGAGAAGCCAGAAAUCGCCAGGCCACACAGUGGCCAGGACCCCUAGUGGCCCAAGGCAGGGGUGGGCGCUUCUGCUCCUUCUCGCCGUGCAUCGAGCAGGUGCAGCGCACCUGCCAGGCGCUGGCAGCCAGAGGCUUCUCGGAGCUGAGCACCCUGGAGGCGCUGCCGCGAGUGUACAACGUGCGGACGGUCAGCCUGCCCACGCCGGACCUGGGAGCCAGCCCCGGCCCCGACGCCAGCCCCUUCCGCAGCGGCACACCCAUGAAGGAGGCUGUGGGCCACACUGGCUACCUGACCUUCGCCACCAAGACCCCGGGCUAGCGGGCUGCCCUCCAGGAGCUUCAGGGAGCUGGGGCCCCAUGAGCCCAAGGAGGAAGGCGCAGCCCACUGCAGGCCACCUUAUAUGGGCGGUGGAUGCCUGCCGGGCCUGUGUUUAGACAGAUGGUGGGGUGGGGCAAGGGGGCCUCCUGGGUGGCCAGCAUGGGGACGGCCAGCCUCAGUCUCAGAUCCCCUGAGGAAGGAGACCCC